ACUCCCUGCUGAAGGAGUCGUUCUGGGAUCUUACUAAAUACCUAUCUGAUGAUGACGCCUGGAAUGACGACCUCGUCAAAGUUCGCGUUAUUUUCCGCUGGAUUACGUCAUACAAUGUCAAGAAAAUGAAGAUAACAGAAACCCCGCCCCCUAACACGCCCUUGGAGUACAUCAGCAAAAUCCAGAGUGGGUUCGGGAACCACGCCCAGCUGUUCUUUAUCAUGUGCCAAUUGCUAGACAUCCCAUGUGUGGUUGUGGAUGGAAUGACAAAAAGCAAAGUGUACACGGUGGGGGAUCCGAUAAACAGAGAGGAAAUGGGCGCUCAGUGGAAUGCGGUGUACUUAAAGGACGAGUGGCGCUUGAUCGAUCUGUUUUGGGCCACUGAAUGUGUGGAGGUGGACUCGGGGAAAGACGAAGAAUACGACGAAAACGGAGAUUUCCUGGAGCAAGAGUCAGUCGACGAGCGCAACGACGAAAGCGCUGAUACCAUAUCGAAGGCCUCUUUUAUUCGGUACCAACACAAUGAGGAAGUGGACGAGCAAUAUUUCUUGCCGGAUCCCCGCCAGCUGAUCUGGACGCACUUUCCAGACGACCCCAAAUGGCAACUGAUGAGAACCCCAAUGUCUGAGAAGGAUUGGGAGGAUCAGUUGUAUGUCAGAGAACGCACUCACGAGCUGGAGCUCAGCAUUAAGCGCAAUAUGUACGGGAAAUGUAUCGUAGACGCCAAGGAAGGCAAAGCUGACAUCACCAUCUGGUUUCCAGAGAAAAAAGGACAAGGGUAUGAAUUCAAACAUUCCUUCAAACGCAUAGAUAAGUCAGAGGGACGAAGAUCUAUUGAUAAAAUUCUAAACAGAUUUACUAUUUUCGAACAACACAAAGACAGAAUCCAUUUUAAAGGCAUGUUACCGGUGGCCGGCAGAUUCUACUUGGACUUUUACGGAAGGGACACACAUAGUAAAGACCUCAGUGUAUUUGAUUUGCUUUGCACCUACAUCAUAGUCAGCACUACUCCAGAUAAAGAACCGGAACCACUCCCGGACUAUCCUCGUAUUGGCUGGGGAGAAUGUCCACGCUCAAGAAAACUUAAUUUGAUCCCCAUCUCCCAUAAGGAAGCUUUCAUCAUCACAGAAGAUGGAAUCCUCGACAUAAGAAUGCAGGGGAGUGAUAGAUUACGACUGAAAAUCAAAGCGAAGAGUACAAUAAUCGACGAGGCAAACCUGGUGAAAUAUGUCAUGAUGCACUGGCACGCUGGAGAAUAUCUGAUCCAGACCAGACUUCCCAGACCGGGUAAAUACGCCCUCAAAUUGUACGGCCUCAUGGAUCCUAACGCUACAGAGAUGGUCAAUGUUUAUAACUACAUGAUAACGUGUACCGGUCGUAGUGUAAAGAAUUACCCCUUUCCAUGCUUUGCACAGGACAAGCUUGGUGAAGACUCAAAUGCGUACAAAAUAUGGGUGCGAGGAUUUCAAACAGAAACAAGUUUCAUAGAAGCUAAGGAAGGGCACAAAAAAUUAGAAUUCGAAGCAAAGGAUGGUAUUUUGCUACAGUGUGAACUGAAUACAAACAACCCUAUAGCAGCAGAGCGCAUGCGUGUCAUUACCCGAGAAGAAAAAAAUCACCAGUGUUAUUAUUUAGAUCUUCCGGUGGAAGGGGAGUAUUCAUUCAAUUUGUACGCCCACAAGAGAAGCAACAACCAAAGACUGCAUAAUGCCUUUUCUUACCUCGUUCAUUCAAAUGGACGACCUAUUGAGAAGGGACAAACAAAUACCACCAAAGGAAACACUAUCAGGAAUUUCUGGAAAGAUUGCAAUGAAAUAACAACAGAAACCAUAGUGACAAAAGAAAACGAAGUCCUUCUUCCAGUUCCGAGAUGCAUUGAUAACCUCUUAGCCUUUCUCGGAAAACGAAAAUCGGAGGAAGCACCGAGUACUAAGUCAAUAGAACGCACAAUAGAGAAAGAAAUAGAACUGUAUAGAGUGAAGGUCCCCGAGGUGGGGGAAUACGUCUUCACUAUUUAUGAGAAAAAGGAGGCAGGCUUCAUGAAGAGCAGGGCUAGAUACCUGAUCCGCAAGGUUGAAGAAGACGACGAGGUUAAUGAGGACCACGACUUCCUGGAGGUGCUGAGUAUCAUCCGUGACGAGCGGAAGAAAGACGGGAAGAGAGUGACGGAAGCGGAAAUACAACUGCAAAACAACAAGAGGAUGAUGCUAGAGCAACCUACAGUACACGAGCGAAUCGCUCUUUCUCAAAGGCUGAAGUCGGCCAUCAAUGCUCGGAGACCCGCCCAGUUGAGGAAAGCUCUUAACGAGUAUAAAUACAUUAAACCGGCCCACGGGGACGACCUGUUGGUGGACGGAAGUAGACUCCUCCGAAAACUUGAGGCCCAGGAAGGUUUGAUCAAGGCGUACGAAGAUCAAAAUCUAGAGGAACUAGAGAAAGCAAUCAUCAAGGCCCGGGCAGUAAAUGACCCGUCUAUGAAACAGCCCCUCAAUUUGGCCUCAAGAUUAAAGGAUCGCCUGGCUGCUAAAAAUAACCUAAGAGACAUGCUUCUCAACGCAGACGUCAGAACCAUAUACGAACUCCGAAAGUUGGUUCAUCCGCCAGAUGGCGUGCAUCAGGCCAUCAAAGCUGCAUUGAUUCUUUUGGAUUCCCCGCGCAAUGAAGUUGAGGACUGGAAGAGAUGCAUGGCCCUGCUUGGCGACAGAAGUCAGGACGGGUUGCGGUACAAGAUGGCGGAACUCAGUCCUAAUGACGUCACCAGGAAAAACGCACUGGACGCCAAAAUUACAAUAGAACCAUACACGGCGGAACAACUCAGAUAUAUAAGUCCCGGAGCCGCAGCCUUCUAUCUCUGGAGCGAUCAAAUGAUAAAGGAAGUGGAAGCAAACAGUGGUGUAUUGAAGAAAAAGCCUCCAAAGCCCAAAACGCCGCCUCCACCCCCGCCCCCUAAACCAUCACCCCCGCCAGAGCCGCCCAAGAAAAAGGAACCAUCAAAAAAGUUUGUGACAUUAGAUAAACUAAUGAAAGAGAAAUUUCCCAUGGAUCCGGACCCUAACGCAAAACCGAAACCAAAACCGAAACCCAUCACUCCAGCGCCAUCGCCCACAAAGACCGACGAUGCGACGAGCUCAAAUAAUUCGUACGUCGGUCGACAUCAACAACGAAGUAAUUACUAUGCUAAGAAAAACAAAACUCCAAGGACAAAUUUGAACGGAGUCCAAAGUGACAGUCCAGUUUCCAAAACUCCCGCGAAUCCUGCCUCCCCAAUUGAUAACCAAAACAAUCCCAGCAAGUCCGUAUCACCGGAUAGAAGGCGACCUAAAGAUAAUAACCGAAAAGAUCCGAAAGGAUCACGGCCAUCAGAAAACCCUGAGGAUAACAAACUGAACAAGCCUAAAGAACAUAAGAAUGCGCAGAAUAAACCUGCACCAAAUAAAACUGCAACAAAUACUCAAAACAAAGGGAAACCGACAAAGCACCCACCUGAUGUAAGUCCUGAGAAAGCUGAGCCGCAGGGUAUCCAGCAACCCGAAUCUCCCGCCAAAAAACCACAAAAAGACGACAGAAUCGACAGUCGUGGUUAUUACAAAAAUUUCAAAGCAGAACAAAUUUUGAAUCAGACCUUCGAACCCCCGGAUAUUCUACAGAUAAAUCACGACACGGAUCCGGUGGAUGAUCCGCCAGAGUCCCCUGAUCCAAAAGGAUACCAAUCUAUUUAUCAAAAAAGAAAACAUUUUAAUGAAUUCAAAACUUUACCAAAGCAGACGGUGUGAUCAUGUUGUGGUCUGUAUUGUUUUAUUGUGUUUGUAUUUAAGUGUUCGAAUAAAGUGAAACUACGUCUU
This is a messenger RNA of Ostrea edulis (European flat oyster), 3842 nucleotides long. RefSeq lists its product as uncharacterized. Bases 126 to 3773 code for a protein of 1215 amino acids. The record is from RefSeq and is a predicted model, not a curated record. The transcript is spliced from 6 exons. Lineage: Eukaryota; Metazoa; Mollusca; Bivalvia; Ostreida; Ostreidae.